AUGUUUCACUUACAAGGCCCACAAAUACUGCAGAUGCUAGAGAAAUCGUUGAGGAAGAGCCUCCCUGAGUCCUUAAAGGUUUAUGGGACCGUCUUCCACAUGAAUCAGGGAAACCCGUUCAAGCUCAAGGCCCUGGUGGACAAGUGGCCUGAUUUUAGGACAGUGGUGAUCCGCCCUCAGGAGCAGGAGAUGACAGACGACUUUGAUCACUAUACCAACUCCCACCAAAUAUAUUCUAACGAUCCCAAGAACAGUCAAGAAGUCCUUGGCGCAUCAGAUAUCAUCAAUUGGAAACAACAUUUGCAGAUCCAAAGUUCACAGUCCAGCCUGGAUGAGGUGAUACAGAAUCUUGGAACCACUAAAUUGGUCAAGGUCAAGCAAACACAAUGUCUUCUCUACGUGAUGCGAGAGAGAGCCAGGAAACUGCUCCCCUCCCUGCCAGAGACAAAGAAUUUACCUCUUCAAACUGGCACCCCCAAGGCCGUUAACCAAGAGAUGUUUAAACUCUCAUCCCUGGAUGUUACCCAUGCUCCUUUGGUGAAUAAAUUCUGGCAUUUCGGCGGCAAUGAGAGGAGCCAGAGAUUCCUUGAGCGCUGUAUCUGGACCUUCCCCACCAUGUGUGUGCUGGGACCUGAGGGGACCCCUGUGUCCUGGUCUCUGAUGGACCAGACAGGAGAGAUGCGGAUGGGUGCCACCGUGCCUGAGUACCGGGGCCAGGGUCUCGUCUCCCAUAACAUACAUGCUCAUGUCCAGGCUCUGGACAAACUUGGCUUCUCCGUAUAUAACCACACAGACAGAGCCAACAAGAUUAUGCAGAAAGUGAGUCAUAAUCUGCAUCACAUCUGCAUACCCUGUGACUGGAACCAGUGGAACUGUGUGCCUCUGUGAAGCAGCUCUGAACACAGACAGUGUUGGGUGGACUGGUCACAUGGCAGGAGGAGCAGAUGGUUGGGCAGACAGAAAGAAUAAAUUGUAACCAGCAGUAAAGCAGUGCGUGUU
Diceros bicornis minor is the source of this 999-nucleotide messenger RNA. Its product is annotated as glycine N-phenylacetyltransferase-like. Gene Ontology annotation, cellular component: mitochondrion. Gene Ontology annotation, molecular function: glycine N-acyltransferase activity. The transcript has 5 exons. The record is from RefSeq and is a predicted model, not a curated record. Lineage: Eukaryota; Metazoa; Chordata; Mammalia; Perissodactyla; Rhinocerotidae. The coding region runs from base 1 to 888 and encodes 295 amino acids.